AUGUCUACUUCUACUCCAACCACUCAUCAACUCUUUCAAGAUUUUCUUGGGGACUUCUACUCAAGAAGACUGCUAUUGCAUACCCCUUUUGACCAAUCAGCAAGCACAGCAAAUCCUCCAGCUCCUGGAAGCACUGCCUCGUCUGAACCUUACACUGACGCUGACAACAGCUUCGAUGCAAAUGUUGUUAUGGUUCUUUCAGUCCUGUUGUGUGCGCUAAUUUGCUCACUUGGCCUGAAUUCCAUCAUCAGGUGCGCAUUAAGGUGCUCUAAUUUGGUAGCUUCAGAAUCUGCUGCAAACUCCUCGACUCAGGCAGCGAACACCGGAGUGAAACGAAAAGCAUUGAAGACUUUCCCAACAGUAACUUACGCAACUGACUUGAACCUGCCUGGCCUUGACACAGAGUGCGUAAUCUGUCUCUCAGAGUUCGCACCUGGUGAUCGUGUUCGUCUUCUACCUAAGUGCAACCAUGGAUUCCAUGUCAAAUGCAUUGACAAGUGGCUCAGCUCCCAUUCAUCCUGUCCUACGUGCAGGCACUGCCUAAUUGAGACCUGCCAAAAAAUUGUUGGUUGUAGCCAGGCUAGCACAUCAGGACCUACUUCUCUACCAGUACAAGAAGUCAUUGUGAGCAUAUUGCCACUAGAACCUGAAGGUUUGAUACGCGAUUAUAGAGGGAUUAGCUAA
Dovyalis caffra is the source of this 684-nucleotide messenger RNA. NCBI's taxonomy places the organism in Eukaryota, Viridiplantae, Streptophyta, Magnoliopsida, Malpighiales, Salicaceae. The record is from the annotation of a GenBank genome assembly.